Molecule: messenger RNA, 1179 nt
Organism: Pangasianodon hypophthalmus (striped catfish)
Lineage: Eukaryota; Metazoa; Chordata; Actinopteri; Siluriformes; Pangasiidae
Gene: gpx9
Product: glutathione peroxidase 9
Exons: 5
Coding region: 219-611 (130 amino acids)
Biological process (GO): response to oxidative stress
Molecular function (GO): glutathione peroxidase activity
Source: RefSeq, a predicted model, not a curated record
GCUAAGCAGGGUACUGGAUCCACAUAUGGAAGAUAUGGCAGGAAAUUCAGUUUACAACUUCACCAUGGCCUCGCUGGAAGAGAAACCUGUUUCUCUCAGGGUUUACAGGGGGAAAGUGCUUCUCAUCGUCAACGUGGCCACCUUCUGAGGCUCCACUGUCGAGGAGCAAACUGCAGGGUGUGUUCCUGUGAUUUCAGUACCACAGGCUGAAUGCACUCAUGGACAGGUUCAGUGGUCAGAACUUCACCAUUCUGGGUUUCUCAUGCAAUCAGUUUGGACUACAGGCACCAGAGGAGAAUCACGAGACUCUGGACGUCCUGCGGUGUGUCAGACCUGGUGGCGGUUUCAUCCCAAAGUUCCCCAUGUUCAGUAAAAUUGAGGUUAAUGGGCUGAACGAGGAGCCUCUGUACUCUUUCCUGAAGGCGUCUCUGCCUUCUGUGAACCCUGUCAUUGGAGACAUCAAGCAACUCUACUGGUCUCCGAUUAAAGUCAACGACAUCCGUUGGAACUUUGAGAAGUUUCUUAUCACUGCAGAUGGGUUGCCAUACAGACGUUAUGACCCCAAUCACCCUUUUGAAGGGGUGGAGAGAGACGUCGCUGCACUCCUGUAAAUCCUCAAUCUGUUCCUGCUAUGGCUCAACUGACCUUGGAUCAGCUCUAUAAAUACUACUUUAUAAAUACCGAAGGGUUUCAUUAUUACAUGUAUAAUAUACGAACAAAACCCAUUGACCAUAGAUAAGAACAUGUCCAUCUAGAUAUAAUCCCUGAUAUGCCUUUACAUUAGACUCCUUUUACACUGUAGAAAUAGGAAGAUUGUGAAUCAAAUCAUCAGAAAUGUGGAUUGUGAAGUAAGUAAUUCACUUAUGUUGACCAAAAUAGAUUUUCAUUAUAAAUUUGAUAUGAAUCAUUAAACAGAUCUAGAAAGUCUAGAAAAGCAUGGAGAUUUAAGGCACUUAAGGCACUUUAAGGCAUUUAAGUCCAGAUCUGGAAAAAUAUGAAAAUUCAGAAAAUAUUUUGGAAAAAAAAAAAAAAAGUAAAUUCAGCUGUCAAUAAGCUUCAAGACUCUAAGGUGGAUAUUCACUUAUUUUCUUCACUAAUGCAGUCUCCUUUUCGCUUUUCAUUACACCAUUAAUAACCUUUUAAAAAUCCCAGAAAAGUAUUGAAAUGGUCUCAUCCCCC